This is a messenger RNA of Gorilla gorilla gorilla (western lowland gorilla), 1702 nucleotides long. It is a transcript of the gene GSTM1, whose product is annotated as glutathione S-transferase mu 1. Gene Ontology annotation, biological process: glutathione metabolic process. The record is from RefSeq and is a predicted model, not a curated record. The coding region runs from base 583 to 1239 and encodes 218 amino acids. Gene Ontology annotation, molecular function: glutathione transferase activity. The transcript has 8 exons. Lineage: Eukaryota; Metazoa; Chordata; Mammalia; Primates; Hominidae.
UAGGCGGGGCUAGAGGGGAGACUAAGCCCUCGGAGUAGCUUUCGGAUCAGAGGAAGUCCUGCUCUUACAGUGACAGGGGCUGAAUUAAAUUCCCAGGUUGGGACCACCACUUUUUAGUCUGACCCCUGCAGCCGGAGUCUCCAAAAGCCCUUGGGAACUCGGCAGCGGAGAGAAGGCUGAGGGACACCGCGGGCAGGGAGGAGAAGGGAGAAGAGCUUUGCUCCAUUAGGAUCUGGCUGGUGUCUCAAGCGCACAGCCAAGUCGCUGUGGACCUAGCAAGGGCUGGAUGGACUCGUGGAGCCUCAGGGCAGGGUAGGGAAGCUGGCGAGGCCGAGCCCCGCCUUGGGCUUCUGGGCGCCCUGACUUCGCUCCCGGAACCCUCGGGCCUGGGAGGCGGGAGGGAGUCUUACUGAGUGCAGCCCCAGGCGCCCUCUCCCGGGCCUCCAGAAUGGCGCCUUUCGUGUCGUGGCGGGCCGAGGGGCGGGGUCGCAGCAAGGCCCCGCCUGUCCCCUCUCCGGAGCUCUUAUACUCUGAGCCCUGCUCGGUUUAGGCCUGUCUGCAGAAUCCGCACCAACCAGCACCAUGCCCAUGACACUGGGGUACUGGGACAUCCGCGGGCUGGCCCACGCCAUCCGCCUGCUCCUGGAAUACACAGACUCAAGCUAUGUGGAAAAGAAGUACUCGAUGGGGGACGCUCCUGACUAUGACAGAAGCCAGUGGCUGAAUGAAAAAUUCAAGCUGGGCCUGGACUUUCCCAAUCUGCCCUACUUGAUUGAUGGGGCUCACAAGAUCACCCAGAGCAACGCCAUCUUGUGCUACAUUGCCCGCAAGCACAACCUGUGUGGGGAGACAGAAGAGGAGAAGAUUCGUGUGGACAUUUUGGAGAACCAGACCAUGGACAACCAUAUGCAGCUGGGCAUGAUCUGCUACAAUCCAGAAUUUGAGAAACUGAAGCCAAAGUACUUGGAGGAACUCCCUGAAAAGCUAAAGCUCUACUCAGAGUUUCUGGGGAAGCGGCCAUGGUUUGCAGGAGACAAGAUCACUUUUGUAGAUUUUCUCGUCUAUGAUGUCCUUGACCUCCACCGUAUAUUUGAGCCCAAGUGCUUGGACGCCUUCCCAAAUCUGAAGGACUUCAUCUCCCGCUUUGAGGGCUUGGAGAAGAUCUCUGCCUACAUGAAGUCCAGCCGCUUCCUCCCAAGACCUGUGUUCACAAAGAUGGCUGUCUGGGGCAACAAGUAGGGCCUUGAAGGCCAGGAGGUGGGAGUGAGGAGCCCAUACUCAGCCUGCUGCCCAGGCUGUGCAGCCCAGCUGGACUCUGCACCCCAGCACCUGCCUCCUCUUUCUUUUCUCCUGUUUCUUCCCAUCUUCCCAUCUUUACCCCGAAGACUUCAUUGCCCCUCUUCACUUCCCCUAAACCCCUGUCCCAUGCAGGCCCUUUGAAGCCUCAGCUACCCACUAUCCUUCAUGAACAUCCCCUCCCAUCAUUACCCUUCCCUGCACUUUAGUCAGGCCAGCCUGACCGUCCUUCCUGUUAGUGGUUCUGUCUGCUUUAAAGGGCCUGCCUGGGCCCUCGCCUGUGGAGCUCAGCCCCGAGCUGUCCCCGUGUUGCAUGAAGGAGCAACAUUGACUGGUUUACAGGCCCUGCUCCUGCAGCGUGGUCCCUGCCUUAGGCCUACCUGAUGGAAGUAAAGCCUCAACCACA